Messenger RNA from Scaptodrosophila lebanonensis, 499 nucleotides. RefSeq names its product lysozyme D-like. NCBI's taxonomy places the organism in Eukaryota, Metazoa, Arthropoda, Insecta, Diptera, Drosophilidae. The transcript has 2 exons. The record is from RefSeq and is a predicted model, not a curated record. The coding region runs from base 1 to 438 and encodes 145 amino acids. Gene Ontology annotation, molecular function: lysozyme activity.
AUGAAGGCUUUCAUCGUUCUUGUCGCCCUGGCUUUGGCCGCUCCCGCUUUCGCCGCACCGGCUUUCGGUCGUACCAUGGAUCGAUGUGCUCUGGCUCGUGAGAUGUCUAGGCUGGGGGUGCCUCGGGAUCAACUUGCCCGCUGGACGUGCAUAGCCCAGCAUGAAAGUAGCUAUCGCACGUGGGUUGUGGGCCCAAGCAACUCGGACGGAAGCAACGACUACGGCAUAUUCCAGAUCAACAACUACUACUGGUGCCAGCCUUCCAACGGCCGCUUCUCCCACAACAUCUGUGGUAUGAGCUGCAACUCCUUGUUGACCGAAGACAUUACGAAUUCGGUCAGGUGUGCCCAGAAGGUCCUCAGUCAGCAGGGCUGGACCGCUUGGUCCACCUGGCACUACUGCAGCGGCUAUCUGCCCAGCAUUGACAGUUGCUUCUGAUUUGCUUUAGUUUAUUUGAUUGAAUAAUAAAAACUUUCCAUCGCAGCACAUUUCAGUUAAA